Molecule: messenger RNA, 1527 nt
Organism: Aspergillus saccharolyticus JOP 1030-1
Lineage: Eukaryota; Fungi; Ascomycota; Eurotiomycetes; Eurotiales; Aspergillaceae
Product: KilA-N domain-containing protein
Exons: 4
Coding region: 1-1527 (508 amino acids)
Biological process (GO): mitotic telomere tethering at nuclear periphery; meiotic attachment of telomere to nuclear envelope
Cellular component (GO): nuclear membrane complex Bqt3-Bqt4
Molecular function (GO): DNA binding
Source: RefSeq, a predicted model, not a curated record
AUGGUGCGCACCUUGCCGAAAAGGAACAACCCGCUCAUCCUCGCCGAUGAAGCUCCUGCUUGUAAUAUCGCUCGCACUUCACUUUAUCGACUCCAUCGAACCUCAGGUCGCACGAGACUGACACGCACCUUGCUUCGUGCUUGGGCGACAGAUGAAGAACUUCUUGCGCGCCGUCGCUUGGGAAAGACGAACCUCGCGGUAAAGCCCACCCAAAUCGGUACCUCCAAUGCGACCAAACCAGAGAACCUCGGCCCUUUUGAAUACGCCCAUUUGCGUGCCCCUUUGCCAAGUGACCUCAAAGGAUCUGAAAUCUUCCCCUCACAUGCCCCGCAACAACAUCCUGAGACGUAUUUCUUGAUGCGCCGUAGCAGAGACGGAUACGUUAGUGCCACUGGCAUGUUCAAGAUCGCCUUCCCUUGGGCUAAGCUUGACGAAGAACGAUCUGAGCGGGAAUACUUGAAAGCCCGGCCUGAAACCAGCGAAGACGAGAUCGCCGGCAACGUCUGGAUCUCCCCUGUACUCGCCCUUGAGCUCGCCAAGGAGUAUCAGAUGUACGACUGGGUCCGGGCCUUGCUUGACCCCACCGAUAUCAUCCAGAGCCCUUCAUCUGCAAAGAAGCAAAUCACCCCUCCUCCCAGGUUCGACUUGCCUCCCAUCGAGGCCCCUACCCUUCUCGCCUCUACGACCCGUCUCAGACGAGGACGCUCGGCUUCGCCCAGCAAGAGACCUACCUCUCCCCGUAAGCCUAGACAGACUAGAGCCAUGAAGGAGGCAAACGCGGCCGCCACCAGUGCAGCAAAUGCUACUCUACAGUCUUCUCUCGACUUGACCGCAUCGACGGUGGAAAGCGAGUCGGUGAUCAGAGCCAUCCAGCCCAGUGUGGAGGUUGACAGCGACCAGAAGCCGGCUCCUACCCCGAGAAAGACCAAGACGCCUAAGCCGAUGAGGAUGCGUCAUGUCCCUCCUGCGGACGAGGUUGAAGAAGAGCACAAGGAGGAAGAGAAGGAACAGACGGUGAAGGUUGAUGUUGAGACUACCGCCAACACGGUCGAUGAUGUCAAGACUACCCAGACUACUGUCUCCGUGGAGCUGCCGGUCUCUCUUCCUGAGGCACCUUCCGCAGCUGAUACCGAGCAAAUGAUCGCGAAGGCGAAGGAGAUGGUGGAGGAAGCCGUCAAGCUUCAGACCGAGACUGCCGAGCCAUCGUCAGCCAAGGCGGCUUUGAAACGCAAGACUGAUGCGCUCAGUGAAGAUGAGGAUGAGGAGGAUGAGGAAGCUCGUACUCUCCGGACGAAGCGCGCCAAAGUCCUGGAGGAAAAGCUCAAGCAGGAGCGCGUUCGGAACCGUGCUCUUGUUGGUGUUACCGCUGCCUUUGCUCUUGCGUUGGUCCCCCCCAUCUACUUCCCUUUCCCUCCUUUCAGCAUACUAAUUGGUUGUGCAGCGCUUCGAUUCCUUACUUCUUCAUCUAAAGAAUUUAAUCAAGUCCUCAAUCACGAGUGGAGCGAAAAAGCAAGAGAUCGCUCGUGA